UAUGCGUGUCAGUCAGUUGCUUAGGCUAAAAGAAGCCAAAAUUACAAAUUUGUAGUUAAUUUUUUUCGACUGAUUGAACAAGAAUAAUAUAAGCUUACUUAAAAUAAAAAUUCUUGAUAGUCUUCAAGUGUAGUCAUUCUUGAAAAGUAAUCUUCGUGGCAUUGAAAAUGCAUCUCUUCAUCGUCCUCUGAAAGUCUAAAUCCUGUAGAGUCUACUUUCACUGUACAAAAAUUAUACUCGAAAAUGGCACAUAAAGUUCCAAUACUUUCUUCACCUUCUAGGCAAUAARCAAYGUUCAAAAGUCUCAAGUGCCGAUGUGUUUUGAAGUCAGAACUUCGAAAUGCACUAUGGUGGACAGUAGAGCAAUCCAGCAUAAUGAGAGUUUGAAGCUUAGGACAGGCACUCGGUAGAGAUAGAAAAAAAGGAUCAUCAACUUUGCAAUGGCUUAUAUUUAAAUAGACAAGACCUUUCAUAUUCAAGUUUGCAAAGUCCAUUCGUUCUGUUAGAGUUUUGGUCAACCAGGCAAAGCUAAGACACCGCAAUAACCUCGUUCUGGUAAUGCAUUCAUGCACGGUGUUCCAGUUAAGCGAGUGGCAUUCGUCAAUAAUGAUAUCUUUUGUUGGUUUACAAACAAUCUCAGAAAAUGCUUUUGCAGUUAGUAGACGUUGGUAUCCCAAAUGGACAUGAAUCCAUAAUUGUGGUUGUUUGGCAAGCACAUUCCAACGACGACAAACCAAACGAAUGCGGACAAUUUUUUCAAAUGUUGAUAGAUGUUCAAAUAUAUAGCACAAUAUUUCAUCUGGUACGYCAUCGAUAGUACCCAUUCAUCAAUGAAAUUUAAAAUAAUACACUCAAACUUACACGUAGGGCUAACGACACACUAAUCAACUGCAGAACGCGGAUUGUGCCUUAAAAAGAGCAUAAGAGGCCGAACAGGCAUGGUAUCGUGCGCAUAACAGGCACGAAUGACUCGAUUUUUAUGAUAAAAAGAAUUAAACAGGCUUGGUAUCGUGCCCAUAACAGGCACAAAUGACUCGAUUUUUAUGAUAAAAAGAAUUAAACAGGCAUGGUAUCGUGCCCAUAACAGGCACGAAUGACUCGAUUUUUAUGAUAAAAAGAAGUAAACAGGCAUGGUAUCGUGCGCAUAACAGGCACGAAAAGCACGAUCAUGAUGUAAUAAGGGCACCAAAAGCAUGUUAUCAUGCGUACAAUAAGCAUAAUUUAAGCACGAAACMACUUUUUACAAAACAUUUCGCGUGAUGGUCAGAUACGGAUAAUGAUAAAAAAGAAAAAAACAAUGAAAAAAAAAAGAAAAAGAAAAAAUAACUAAAAAAAGACAUGGGAAAGACAUCUGGCAAAGAAAGACUUCAAAAUUCAAUCGAGCGGCGGAAAAGGCUGAACAGAGAACGAGCUAGAAGGUUUUAUGAAAAGAGCAAGCAAAACCGCAACAAGAAAUCAUCUGCUCUACAUCGUAAGACGAAAAAUAGAAUUCUCAACAAAGUUAGAACGAUUCUUCCAAGCACUCCGGAAAAGAAAGCUUCAAUCAUCGAGAACCUGCUUGAUAGUCCGGAGACAAGAAACAUUUUAGCAAAAAAAGGCCGUCUGUAUGCUGAAGAGGAAGAGAAGAGAAUAGCAACUGCAACUGCAACUAAAAAAAUCAACAAUGUUAAAGAGGCUGUUACGGCAAUUAAACACAAGAGAAACAACGAUUACAAACUGCAGACAAAAAAAUCCAAAGAACUUGGUAUCACCAGAAGAAGGAUAGCUAUGAGUAGACAACAUCGUAAAAAAACAUUGUCAAAAGACACUCGGGUACCAUGGACAUUUACGAAAAGAAAAACCAGAAAAAAAAAUAUUCCAGAAGACCACCGUAAACUUGCUUAUGACUUUUGGACCGAGAAAGAUAUCUCAAGACCAACUGGAAACAAGAGAGACGUUUCAAGACAGCGAAUUGGUCCACAUCAGUACAAAAAAAAUGAGAAACAAAUCCUCGAGAAAACACAAASUGAAGCUUUUCUUGCAUUUAAACAAAUUUACCCAAACAUCGAGAUGGGCCAAAGAUACUUUGAAAGUUGUAAGCCUUAAAAAAAUGUAGGAGAAAAGAGAAAGCUGCAAUUAGUGUUUAAAGAAACUUCACCUGGAGAAAAAAAAGAGUAUUUUAUCCACCUUCUGGAAAGUUACCCGGCCCAUCAAUUCAGAGCAAUGAAAAAAAAUGCUGAGUUAAAGAACUUGAUCAAUAAUUUACYUUUUGGCCAUGUCUGUUGUGUCCAUGAUUAUUCCGAAAACUAUACUUGCCAGCAUCAGGAUCAAAUACAGUCGUUGUACUAAAAAAAAGUGCAGGUUUCUAUUCAUGUGACUAUUUUACAUCGUCAUGCCAUUCAAGAGAUUAAAAAAAAAGAGAGUACUCCAGAAAGCCCACUUAUUGUCACAGAACAUUUGUUCGUCAUCUAAAAAAACAAAAAACACGAUUCUUACUCGGUUCACAAUUGUCAGGAACAAGUGUCGCGGUAAAAAAAAAAUAUUGGAUGUACUGUUAACAUGAUGCACGAGUGGACCGAUGGCUGUGCUUCAAAAAAAAAAAGCCGUCACUGCUUUGGUGAUUUAUCUAUGAGUUUGGAGGACUUUGACUUUCAAAAAAAACGAAACUAUUUCGAAACUUCUCAUGCAAAAGGACCACAAGAUGGAGCCGGUGCAAAAAAAAAACAUAAAUGUGAUAUGGCAGUGAUACGACUUGCAAUUGCUUCGGGAGAUAAAGGAAGUGACUAUUAUUUGUUGCAGGUCACCGAGUGCAGCCGCACAUUAGACUCGAGAGAGAAAGACGACUGGGGAUCCGUAUAUCCUGCUGRAGCGACGGUCGUGAAAGGUCAUUUCUUUGAAAAUAUACAACAAACAAGAGACAAACUUUUACUUUUUAAGUAUAUUUGUGGAAAAUGUGCAAUUGUUUACACUGCAACCAUUACAUUCAUUUGUAAAAAUGUUAAAGUUUUUGACGAGAAAGCCAAAGUCUACUCUUUACCUAAUGAAGASCAUGAAGACAUUCUUGAAUCUUUAGAUGGAUUCUAG
Messenger RNA from Exaiptasia diaphana, 3063 nucleotides. RefSeq lists its product as uncharacterized. The record is from RefSeq and is a predicted model, not a curated record. The transcript has 4 exons. NCBI's taxonomy places the organism in Eukaryota, Metazoa, Cnidaria, Anthozoa, Actiniaria, Aiptasiidae.